UUUACGGUUGAUUAUGUUUGUCAGGAGUUAUAAGAGGUUGUGAAAGUUAUGUUGUUAAAUACUUGUUAUGUAAUAUGUACGCUAAAUAAUGACGUGAACAAUUUUUCACGUCGCUUUCCGAGUUUGAAAAACACACAGAUGAACCAGUUUAAAGGCAAUCUGUCAUAAUACAUAGUUGUAACUAGUUUAGAGGCCAAGGUAUACUGGCAUGAACUAGCAGUGUAGACAAAAUGUGCAUAGAACAUAGUGAGGAGUUUAAAUCAGAAUUAUCACGCCUUCACGCCGUACUGGUACGAUCCAGUUCACGUUUAAACCAUUGACUGAGUCAUGUGUGAAUGUCGUGUUCUGUGGCUGUGGUUGCGUCGCGAAUUUCGUUAAUUUUCGUCGCAAAGCACUACAAACGGCUGGAUUUAAGCGAUCCCUGGGAGCAGAUGAGGAUUGGCUGGGCCGCGUUUCCUCCCGAACACACCGCCACACUUAACAGUCUCAGUCUUCAUUCCAACACGGACACAAUAGACACUCCUCCUCCAUCCAUUCCCUUCGAGCCGUUUCCAAGCCAAGAGUUCCUGAGGAAGAUAGACCGGUUCUUUGAGGAAGAGUGUUGUGUCUUCGGGCCUGAUGAUCCGGCUAUACUGGCGCUUGAGGAAGCACUGAAGGACGUGGACCUGGAUAAUCUUUAUUCAGAUCAGGACGUCAUACAAUAUUAACCAUUAAACUGAUUAAACAAGCGAUAUUCAAUGGAACGAAAAAGAAGAACUUUAGUAGGUACUUUUCGUAUAGGUAUGAAGUGCUAUCAUUAUUAAUUAACAAAGAAUAUAAAACUCACUAUAACACUUAUGUGUUCUUAGAAAAUUUCAAAAACUUCGAAAUGUCCACAUGAAAUUACUAAAGAAAGUUUUCAUAACACUUCAUGGGAAACGAAAUUAAUCAUACCUUUAGGAAAUUUUUAGGAUGUUCGAUCAAAAUAAAAACAAUUUCAUGUGUAAAAUGUACUUUUAAUGGGAAUGAUUUCCAACAUCACAACAACUGUAUGUUAUUCUAGUUCAUGUACUUAAAACUUGUCAUCACAUUUCUGUAGUGUUACAAGGAAGAAACCAAGUCAGCAAAAUGUUUAACACUGUGAAUUUUAUUUCCAUCGCGACUUGACGGCACAAUUACAACCUGGCAAAAUAGUCUAGAAAUGAAAAAGUGGCAACACCUGUCGUCCCGUUUUACGCAAAUUGGUUUGAAAGGGACGACACUACGCUGUCACCACUUUUUUAUUUCUACUCUUUUCAGGAUGUAUUUUCAGUUACAUAUUAUUCUCAUAAUAUUAGAGUUUUGUUCAUAUUUGUUCAAAUUAAGUGUUUAGAUGUCACUGAACGCGACUGUACCUUCAUCAUUUCAUACAAAGGUAUUUUACAACAGUCGCACAAGUACUGUCGACUACAAAGACAUUUUUAAUUUAAUUUUUCAUCCAAGGUUAUAACAUUUUGCUGACGCUACCUUAAUAGAAAAAUAACUAUACAUAAUUAUAAACUAAUCAUAAUAUUGCACUUACAAUAAUUUUGGAAUAAAAUGAGAUUCAAAGUACAUAUCCUUUUUAGUUUGAUUAAAUGUCUGCACAUAUACAUCAUUUAUAUAUUAUAUUAACACAACGCGGUGAGAUUCGAGGCAAUAUAAUUUUGAUCGUUGGAAGUGUUAUGGAUGGUUCUGUUCACUGCUAAUAAUAUACAUAUUUCUUUGAUAAUUCCUUUAGUUAAAAAAACUAACUAACAAAGGAACUUCUCGACUUAGAAACAACAACAUAAAUUAAUUUACUUAUAUGAUAUUCCUUCAAGCUAUUGAUUUUCCUUUUAAGCACAUUUAUUUUAGAUAAAUGAAUUGGAUAAGCAUCACUAAAGUUAUUGUUAUCAUAGUGUAAUAGAUUUAUAAGGUAAAAUGUGUUACUCACUAUUUGCACUGCAUUAUAUUUAAAACACAGGUUUAGAUUUUAAUAAAAAUAAUAUGUACUUACUAAUAUUAUUGUACAAGACCGUUUGUUUC
Molecule: messenger RNA, 2025 nt
Organism: Leguminivora glycinivorella
Lineage: Eukaryota; Metazoa; Arthropoda; Insecta; Lepidoptera; Tortricidae
Exons: 4
Coding region: 336-707 (123 amino acids)
Source: RefSeq, a predicted model, not a curated record